Bradysia coprophila is the source of this 940-nucleotide messenger RNA. Its product is annotated as peptide transporter family 1-like. Gene Ontology annotation, cellular component: membrane. Gene Ontology annotation, molecular function: transmembrane transporter activity. Lineage: Eukaryota; Metazoa; Arthropoda; Insecta; Diptera; Sciaridae. The record is from RefSeq and is a predicted model, not a curated record. Gene Ontology annotation, biological process: transmembrane transport.
AAUGAUGACUGUUUUCCGGUGGCAUUCGGUAUUUCCGGAUUUGGUAUGGUACUAGUAGCAGUAUUGACUGCUAUCGCGAAUCAAUAUUCGGAAACUACACACGCAGCAAGUAGGAAUCUGCAGGACUUUUUUGCCUGCAUAAGGCACGCAGCUGUUGCAAAGAUCAGAUCGAAAGUGACGCGUAGUAUAUCGAUUGAAGAUCAUUGGCUUAAAUAUUCCGAGAAAAAAUAUGGAAAGACGCUUGUGUGGGAGACACGAGUGAUGGUUAACGUACUCGUACUCUACGUUCCAAUUAUUUUGUUCUGGGCACUAUUUUUUCAACAAGGAUCGAGAUGGAUAUUUCAAGCAAUGCGAAUGAAUGGCGACAUAGGGCUUUUCACUGUCAUUCCGGAACAGCUCAGUGUCAUCAAUCCACUGCUAGUUUUAUUACUUAUUCCAGUAUUCGAAAGAGUUGUCAACCCACUGCUAGCAAAUCUACGAAUUAUCACCGAUUUGCAAAAGACAACCAUGGGUGGUGUGCUAGCUGGUGUAGCUUUUCUAUUGUCUGCAAUGGUUGAGUGGCAAUUGGAAAAUGGAAAAUAUUUGCAUAUGACGUGGUUACUACCGCAAAUCACCAUAAUGUCAAUGGCCGAAAUAUUGGUCACCAUUCCGAUGAUGAACUUUUCGUACACCGUCGCACCGAAGAGCAUGAAGACGAUGUUACAAACAUGCAAUAAUUUGACAAUGGGUUUGGGAAAUCUCCUAGUGAUAAUUGUGGUCAAGUUGAAUUUGUUUGAGUCACAGGCGUGUGAGUUUAUUCUGUUUGCCGUACUGAUGUUCCUCGAUAUGAUUCUAUUCGCGUUCUUAGCCAAAAGGUACAAACCAUCAUUGGAAGAAAGCACAGAAGAAGGAAAAUCUUUUAUUAAAUGAAGUUUUUGUCGUGUGAAAUAAAGCAAUCAAU